Messenger RNA from Funneliformis mosseae, 462 nucleotides. Lineage: Eukaryota; Fungi; Glomeromycota; Glomeromycetes; Glomerales; Glomeraceae. The record is from the annotation of a GenBank genome assembly.
AUGGCAAGUUCAAAAGCUAAAAGUUCAACCGCAGGUACACCUUCACAUGCCUCAACUUCCACUUCAACAGGAGGAGGAAAUCAUCACGGUGGUGGAGCAGGAGGUAGUAAUGUAGGCGGUGCAACUAGGGGAGAAGGUGGCAGUUCGACAGUAGCUGCUUCUUCGAAACAUCAUAAUAAUAGUAACGUUACAGGGGAGACUCACGCAAAAAGACUCAAUAAAGGAAAAGAAAUUGUAAAGGAGACACCGCUAUUGGAUUUUAAUACACUUGAUAUUUCAGUGUUGCGUAGAUAUAAAAGGAUUCAUAAAUUAAAAGUAAAAGAUUAUGCUACCAAGGAAGAUUUAGUUACUGCAGUGUCUAAACACUAUGCCUCACAAACCGUUAAAGAAGCCGAUGUUAUUGCGGCCUUUGUAUACACGGUACAUAAUAAAGAUAAUGUCUUGAAGUUACCAAUUCCAUAA